Messenger RNA from Salvia miltiorrhiza (redroot sage), 1436 nucleotides. RefSeq names its product NDR1/HIN1-like protein 10. The transcript has 3 exons. Gene Ontology annotation, cellular component: plasma membrane. The coding region runs from base 235 to 1014 and encodes 259 amino acids. The record is from RefSeq and is a predicted model, not a curated record. Lineage: Eukaryota; Viridiplantae; Streptophyta; Magnoliopsida; Lamiales; Lamiaceae.
UGUCCCUCUCAGAAUCGGAAUAAAUAAUUGGCGAUUAGCAAAAGAUUAGAAAAAUAUUCCUUUUAUAUUUUUCGUCUUCACCCAAAUCUCUUUACAGAGUUAACAGUCUUAACAUAGUUAGCCUCAACGCCCAAUUCCUCUCUCUCUCUCUCUCACUAAAAACAAGCUGAGUUGGUGCGAUUUUUGAUUCUCCGCCGACCUAGGAGAGAAACACGCGCCGCCGUGAUUCCUGUAAUGGACGACCGGAAUCGGCCUGUGACAGGCUAUCCCGCCCCAAAUCCGCAGACAAACGGCUACUCAGCCACCGCCGCGCCGCCGCCGCCGCCGGGAACCGCGUACCCUUACGCCGCGGCGGCUCCUCCCCCCAGCGCCUACUACUACCAGAGCAACCCCUACCAGCAGCAGAACUACCAGUACGACGCCGAGUCGGUGCGCCGCGCCACCUGCCUCCGCCGCAUCUUCGCCUUCGUGAUCGGCCUCGUCGUCAUCUUCGGCACCGUCACCUUCAUCGUCUGGCUCGUCCUCCGCCCCCAGCUCCCCGAGUUCCGAGUCGACUCCUUCUCUAUCUCCAAUUUUACGCUCAGCAACGACUCGCUCAUCUCCUUCACCUCCGAGAUCAAGCUGACCGCCAGAAACCCUAAUAAGAAGAUGAAGCUCGGCUACGAUCACAUCGAGACCGCGAUUUACUACCAAUCGUAUUCCCUCUCCGAGACCACCGUCGCGCCCUUCUAUCAAGGCACGAAGAACGAGACCUCUCUGACGGCGAGAUUCGCGGCGGCGGGGAGUUUUCUGGAGAAGGCCGCGGUGGAUGGGAUUACUGGCGAGAGGGGGAAGAAUGGCAAUGUGAACUUCAAUUUGAGGAUGCUUUCUAGGGUUAGGUUCGAGGCCAAGGCGUGGAGGACUCGAAGGAGGUUUCUGAAGGUGUUCUGUGGGGAUCUGGUUCUUGGACUGCCGACUAGUGGGAGAUCGGGGGUGUUAACCGGCGGACCGAGGCAGUGCCGCGUCGGGAUUUGAGAACCUAGAGGUUUAUCAGCUCUUGAAAGCACACUAAAAUUGGUGGUGGCUAGAACCUAAAUGCUGGUUGUCAUCCUCUGAUAUUGUAAUCCUUUUCAAAUACAGUGGCUUAUGCAUCUUAUGGUGGCAAUCUUGUCAUAUACGGCCUUCCUCCAGCUAGAAUCUAUUCAUCUUUUUAAGUGUUAUUUAUCCUCAACUUUUAUCCUACACUUUUCCAAUAGUUGGAUGAUAUCCAAAAGCAAGCAGGCAUGACUUCUAUUGUGGGUGGUGGAAAUUGUGUAGGAUAAUUUAGAUUCUUGAUUAUCUUUUUCUUCCCAUUUUGAUUCUUUGCUUGUGCUCCUUUGAAGCCAUCUUUUCUCUCUCUACAGAUAGAGAAACUUUGAAACGUAAUUGAGGAAAAAUGAGAAGUGUAUUUGAUAUCA